CCUGCAUAUUCACAAGUUCCAAGCAAUCAAGCAAGUCCCAAAGAAAGAAAGAAAGAAAAAAUCAGGAGAAAUGGCGAUUACACUGAACAGCGGCUUCAAGAUGCCAGUUGUGGGACUUGGUGUUUGGAGAAUGGAAGGCAAAGAUAUAAAAGAUCUUCUCAUCAACGCUAUCAAGAUUGGUUACCGUCACUUUGAUUGUGCUGCUGACUAUCAAAAUGAAGCUGAAGUUGGGGAAGCACUUGCAGAAGCAUUUCAAGCGGGGCUCGUGAAGAGGGAGGAUCUUUUCAUUACAACCAAGCUUUGGAACUCAGACCAUGGUCAUGUUCUUGAGGCAUGUAAAGACAGUCUUAAGAAGUUACGCCUUGAUUAUCUGGAUCUCUACCUUAUUCACUUCCCCGUCGCCACAAGACAUACAGGAGUUGGUACAACGGCUAGUGCAUUGGGCGAGGAUGGUGUUCUUGAUAUAGAUACCACCAUAUCAUUGGAGACUACUUGGCACGCAAUGGAAAAUCUGGUAUCCCUGGGCUUGGUUCACAGCAUAGGAAUCAGCAACUAUGACAUCUUUCUCACCCGAGAUUGCUUAGCAUACUCCAAAGUGAAGCCUGCUGUGAAUCAAAUCGAGACUCAUCCUUAUUUCCAGCGUGAAUCUCUUGUCAAAUUCUGCCAAAAGCAUGGCAUCUGUGUUACAGCCCACACCCCACUUGGUGGUGCUGCUGCUAAUACUGAAUGGUUUGGUACAGUAUCAUGCCUGGAGGAUCCAGCUCUAAAAGGUCUAGCUGAGAAAUAUAAGAAGACUGUGGCCCAGGUUGUUCUGCGCUGGGGCAUCCAACGAAACACAGCUGUGAUUCCAAAAUCAUCGAAACUGGAGAGACUGCAGGAGAAUUUCAACGUUCUCGACUUUGAGCUCACCAAAGAAGACAUGGACCUUGUCAAAAGUUUGGACCGCAACUAUAGGACCAACCAACCCGCAAAGUUUUGGGGCAUAGAUCUGUAUGCCUAAAGUUUCGUGCGCAUGUCCAAGGGAUGGAUAGGCACUAGGAAAAGGGACUGAUUUACUUAGACCAGGCAUGUCAUUUGAAUAUGGCAAAUUGUGUUUAUUUUAGCAUGAGAGAGACCAGUCAUUGUUCUACCUAUGAUGUAGUUUAUGAUUUUUCAUUUCAAACUUGUGUACCAAACAUGAUGGAUGGUGGUUGAAUUUCUGGGAGAGUGCAUGGCCCUUUUCCCUGGGGUAGCAUGUCUCCGAUCCAAAGGCAAAUAAAACUAUCGGCUAGUUAAAAUGCGACAA
Messenger RNA from Lycium ferocissimum, 1285 nucleotides. Its product is annotated as NADP-dependent D-sorbitol-6-phosphate dehydrogenase-like. Gene Ontology annotation, molecular function: aldose-6-phosphate reductase (NADPH) activity. The record is from RefSeq and is a predicted model, not a curated record. Bases 71 to 1000 code for a protein of 309 amino acids. The transcript is spliced from 6 exons. NCBI's taxonomy places the organism in Eukaryota, Viridiplantae, Streptophyta, Magnoliopsida, Solanales, Solanaceae.